AUGACCUCGUUCCUCAGACGUAUCUCUUCCCGCGGCUCCUCGGACGCGUUGCCGUCGCUGAACGUGUCGAGCCAUGACUCGGACGACGACCGCGAGUGGUCCCGCUCGCGAGGCCGUUCGCUCUCCCCCUUCCGGCGCCGCAGAUCGACUUCCAAAACACGCACCGCACCGAGUGCCGGUCCGUCGAAACGGAGUCCCAGUGCGGAAGGGCUGAGGACCGAUCCCGAUCACGAGUCGGAUGCGGAGGGGGACAGGACACCCGUGGUGAGGCCUUCGAAUGCGUUCGAUAGUGAUUCGGACGACGAGGACGAGGACGAGGACGAGGGGGAGGAUUGGCCAGAGGAGGUGUUGAAUAAUACAGAGGUCAGUCGUUGGCUUGAGGCUGUAUCUCUGUCAGAGGGGGCGGUGGGGCUGGCGCAGAGGCUGGCUUGUCGUGCCCCACACUGACUCACGCUCCCCCCCACGACGCGCACGGUCACCCUCCGACGUACUGACCACGAAUCCCACUCUCCCCAGGCCAACUCUUCAACGCAAACGCCCGAAGACUUUAUCACCCGCGAAGGUCUCUCCAUGACCUUUCCCGGCGAAGGACCCAACAUCGACUCGUCCCAACAUUCGGCCGGAUCCGGACCCGGUCUCUUGCGUCGCAAGUCCACCAAAUCAGGCAAGACGCUCCAACCGCUCAAGCUCGAGACCGGUCGACCGGUCUUUGAGAAGAAUCGCUGUAGUAUCACCUUGACUCAGGGGGAUCCGAUCAAAGCGGGCGCAGGGAGGAGGACGAGGUCCUUCUUGGUCGCGAGCGAUUUGAGUGAUGAGAGUUUGUAUGCGAUCGAGGUGCGUGCGGGAGUACGCUUUCUAGAAUGUGACGCAGUUUUGGUGCUGAUCGAUUGUGGAGUAUCUCGAGUCACAGUGGGCGAUUGGAACGGUUUUGAGGGAAGGCGACGAGUGUACGAUCGUGUCCAUCAUUGAAACGGAUUCCAAGUGUGAGAUUUAUGAUUACACGCGUCAUGACUGCUGUGUAUUACACGCGUCAUGACUGCUGUGUCUGGUGAUUCCUGACCCAUCUUGAUCCUUCAUUCCCCAUCCAGUCGACCCCGAAUCAACGAACCUCUCCGCGAGCGAAAAGAAAGCCAAAAUCAUCAACCAGCGCGAACGCCAAGCGAGCUGCCUCGCCAUAUCCCGACAAGCAACAGCUUUAUUGGAAAAGACGUCCUUGAACGUAUCGAUCUAUUGUCAAGCGAUCCAUGCCAAAGUACCGAGGCACCUCCUGGUCGAUUUGGUGCGUUCGAUAUCAGGCAUGGGCGAGGGGGAAAAAGGCCGGAUAACUGAUCUUGAUUCGAGAGGUCCUUUCGCACACAGAUUGAUUAUGUUGAACCUACGAUGGUGAUCAUUGGGACGCGAGGAUUGAGCAAGAUCAAAGGGUAACCCAAAACUGACGCUCGUCGUAAACCUUCGCUUAAUGAGGUCCAGCUAAUCCCACCCGUUUGGACCCCACCCGCACAGCAUGCUCCUCGGAUCCGUAUCCAACUACCUGCUGCAAAAAUCAUCAUGUCCCGUCAUGGUGGUCCGGCGACCCCUUCGUCUAUCCCGGACGACGCAUCGCAAGUUGUCGUCCCUCAAUCGAGAAGCGAGGAGACCGCUUAGUGAGGCGAUUAUCGAGAGUGAGAGUCGGGGAGGGACCGUCGGGGAUGAUGCGAAUGAGCCGGAGGACGUGAAGGAGAAGGUAAAGUGUAUGAGUAUCAGUGAUAAGUAG
Molecule: messenger RNA, 1753 nt
Organism: Microbotryum saponariae
Lineage: Eukaryota; Fungi; Basidiomycota; Microbotryomycetes; Microbotryales; Microbotryaceae
Source: the annotation of a GenBank genome assembly